UAUAAGGAGUAUUUAUUCACCAGCUAUAGUUAGUUAUGUUGCAAAGAUUGCAGGAUGAGAGAUGGUUUGAGUCACAUUGAUGGCUGUUGUGUUGAGAUGCCAGUAGAGUGCUGUGGUACAGUAUACUGGAAACACCAGGUUUUAGUGCAGCUGGUGGGUCCUUUAUGUUUCUAAAACUGCAGGGAGGGUGAUGCAACAAUGGCCUUGAGAACAGCAGGAAGUGUGUUGGUGGUCCUUCUCUUGUCUGUGGCAGGUAUGGGCUCAUUCAUUUCUUACCCUCUUUCUUUAUUGUUCAAUCAACAUACAAUCCAAGAUGCUACUUCAUGUUAUUCUGGUGUGUUCAGUGGAAUUGUCUGUUAGGCGUCUCCAUGUCACUUUAGUAGUUGUCUCUCACACCUCUCUGACACUUCUCUAUGGUUUCCAUUCACACUCAACUCAGCAACUACGGCAACACAGUGUGGACAGAAAAUCCAAGUGAUGGUGUCUCCCACCAAUGCAGUGUGGGGACAGAAGGUGACAGUAACCUGUAACACCACCUGUACUCUGACUGAUAACCACACCUACAUUUGGUACAUGAACGGACAACGUCUAUCAUCGUCAUCCAAGUCCACAUUGUCAUCUACCAGUUAUCAUUCAACCAGUUACUCCUGUGCUGUAAAAGGCUUUGAGGAUCUCCUCUCUCCUGCAACGUGUGAGUGUGGAUUCAACUACAGUACAUUUUUUGAAUCUAAGAUUACCCAAUGCAAGGAUACCACGACAGAUAACUUUAGUCAGUGCUUAUUUACAGUACCAUGAAACUAUUGUAUCCAAUUGAUGGACCUCCAAUUGUUUUAGGUGUUUUCGGUCAUUACUGUUUCAACGUGACUUACACCCAUCAGAGUAUCUGUGCUUUGAAGGGCUCAACAGUGGAACUGCCCUGCACAUAUAGACACCCAAAUAAUCACAAAGUUUUAAAAGCAAACUGGUAUAUCCAAGAGAAACGUGAUGAAGUGCUAAAAGUCCUGAACUUGGAUCGUGCUGAGUACCUAAAGACCCCCCCAAAAUACCUUGCGAUUCAAGAGAAGGACUGCACCCUGAAAAUCACAGACCUGAGAGAGAGAGAUUCAGAUGAGUACAAGUUCAGAUUUAAAACACAGUAUGCAGAAUGGGGGUACAGCUUCCCUGGAAUAACUCUGACUGUCACAGGUCUGCAGGUGAAGGUGACUCCUGCCACAGAGAAAGGGAAUCUGACACUGACCUGUAGCACCACCUGUACUCUGAAUGAGAACCCCAAACCCACCUACAUCUGGUACAAGAACGGACAACAUCUCACCAACUCAAAGACUCUAGAUAACUCCCUUAUCCUAGACCCAGUCAGCAGUGAAGAUGCAGGCAGAUACUCCUGUGCUGUAAAAGGCCACAAUAAUCUCUACACUCCUGAAGAGACUCUGACUGUAAUUUAUCCUCCAAAGAACACCUCAGUGUCAGUCAGUCCCUCUGGUGAAAUAGUGGAGGGCAGUUCAGUGACUCUGACCUGCAGCAGUGAUGCCAACCCACCUGUGGACAAAUACACCUGGUACUUUCAAAAUGAGACUUUAAUAAAUGGAUUCGAACAGAUCUACAACAUCACCAACUUCAGGUCUGAAGACAGUGGACAUUACCACUGUGAGGCCUGGAAUAAAAUGGCAUCUAAGAACUCUACAGAUCUGAUUAUUAUAACAGUGAAACAAACCUCACUUAUGACUGCAGCUGUAAGAAUCAUAGUUGUUGUUCUGGUUCUCAUCCUCUGUCUCUCUGGCUUCAUGUGGUUCAGGAAGAAGGCCUCCAAACCCAUCUCUGACACAAGGGACACAGUAGACAAUAGACAGGGAAACUCUAGUCCCAUGAAUGACAACAUAUCGGGCAUGGCCAUGACCCCUACUUCAGUACAGAGAGCAGACACAGACAACCAGGAUGACGUUCACUACACCAGCAUCCACUUCUCUGGCUCCAAUAACCAGGAAGUGCCUCUGUACUCCACUGUCCAACUGCCUCAAACCCAGAAAGAGGAUGAGGAUGUCCAAUACGCUGUUGUAAAAUUCAACCUCUCCAGUGCUGCCCCCCCGACCUCUCUCACAGGAAGCUGAGGAGGACUCCUCUGUGUUAUAUAGAACAGUCAACGAACCCAGAACUAAGAAGACCUGAACACAAGAUGAUCUUUGUUGCAUCCCAAAUGGUACUUUGUUCACUCUAGUGCACUAUGUAGGGAAUAGGGUGCCAUUUUGGAUGCAAGCCUGAACACCAGGCGACCUGAACAUAAGAUGACUCUGCCUGGGAUUCAAGCAAAUUAUGGACAAGCAUCCUGCACUUUCAUUUUACAGUUAAUUUAAACCAACAUCCGCAGCAUUUAGCGCAAGUGUGAUCUCUGCAAACGUCAGGAAAAUUGUCUUUAAAAGCCUUAUUAUCGGCAGAAGACUAUCAACAAGCAUUUCACUACACCAACACACCCGCAAUAACAAUGCAAAAUAUGUGUGACCAAUAAACUUUGAUUUGAUUUCAUA
Molecule: messenger RNA, 2519 nt
Organism: Oncorhynchus mykiss (rainbow trout)
Lineage: Eukaryota; Metazoa; Chordata; Actinopteri; Salmoniformes; Salmonidae
Source: RefSeq, a predicted model, not a curated record